AGAGAAACAUAGAUAGAGAGAGAGACAACCGCCCUGAGUCGCCUUCGGGUUGAAAUGGGCAGGAUAGAAAUAAUAAGCAAUGAGCGACGGAGCAGAGGAUUUGUGCGCAGACAGCCUUCCGUUCUUCAUUUCCCCAAAGAAGAAGAAGAAGAAGAAAAGGAAAUUGGAGGAAUUGAAUGGAGAGGAAGAAGCAGAAGAGCGUUGGGUGAAUCCUGCUGAAGAUGCAGAGAAUGAUCAGACAUCCAAGAGGAAGAAGGACUCCCAAUGGGUCGUCAAAGAAAGCGACUUAGAGAGCGAAAUGGGAAUACAUCCCAAGAGAAAGAAAAAGAAGACGCACCGAUCAAAGGAACAAGACAUUGAGCAUAUAGUCCCGGAAACACCAGAAGAAAUCUUGGAUCAUUUGGAAGAUGCGAAUUGUGAAGUUCGUCCCAAGAAGAAGAAAAAGAAAGCAGCAAAAGAAUCAUUAGAAGACGGCGAAGGCCUUUCCAUAGACAAGGUUGGCUUUGCAAAGGAUGCAAAGGAACUUGUUAUACCUUCAGACAUUGAAGACGUUUUGCAGAAUGGGGCGGAAACCACGCUUUCUGCACCAAGGAAACCCCACAAAAAGCUUAAGAAGCAUAAAAAGCAUCGAUCUUCUUCCCCCAAUGCAUUUAACGACAACCCAGAAAUGGCUAAAGAUGGAGAACAGGACCAGUCCGAGCGACAUCCUGCUGCAUCUCUAGGUAAACAAGGCCCUCUUCCUCCGUCCUCGGAGCCUCUGGAGCUGGACAACGAGUUCUUUGAUUCUCCGGACGUUGUAUCGCCGGACCUGGAGAGCCUCACUCGGGAGCUGGAGGAGUUCAUUCCGGACAUCCGGCGGCGCCCCGAAGAGUUCAUCCGCCAACUGGCACGCAGGGAUCUCCUCCGCUUCAGGAACUUCAAGAAGCAAGGGAUUGCGUUGAAGUUUGGGAAGUUUUCCCGGGGGGAGAAUGCACUGCUGCGCCGGAACGUGGAGGCCUUUCUGGAGGAGAGCGGCAUCGACUCCGCUGAGAAGCUGCUCUUCACCCACCGCUUCCCCGAAGAGAAGGACGCCCUCAAGAAGCUCAAGGCACGGCAUUUGUUCGGACUCAAGAUCGCACAAGGCAUUCCUCGGCCCUGGAGGCUCGUCUAUUACCGAGCGAGGAAGAUGUUUGACCCUCAGAAUUACGUGGGAAGGUAUUCCGCGGAGGAGCUGCACCAAAUCAAGAAAUACCAGGCCCAGUUUGGCAACAACUGGAAGAAGAUGUCUGAGCUGAUGGGGCGCAGCAGCCAUUCGCUCGAGUUGAAGUAUUACGACAUGAUCGCAGAGUUCAAUACAGGCCCCUGGACCAAAGAGGAAACCCAGAAGCUGAUCGGGAUCGUGAAGGGCUACCUGGAGGCCAAAGCUGACCCGGCCAAAAAAGAAGGCCCUUUGAUGCUGCGCCGAGAAAACCUCUACAAGGGUAUCCCAUGGUUCCGGGUGCAGGAGCAGAUGGGCAGCCGGUGGUGGAAGCAGUGCAAGGAAAAGUGGCUGUCCCUGAUCACCAAGAAGAUGUCUGGGGGGAAGUUGCGGAACCAUGGCCUCGAGAGCCUCAAGUUCAGGAUCGAGCUCAUCGAAAGAUUAUAUGACCUGAAUGUUGAGGAUGUUGAGGACAUCGACUGGGAGGACCUCUCCCACCUCAUUGGGAAUGUCCCUCCGGAUUACACCAAAAGCCGUUUCUACCUGGUCAGGACCUUAUACGUCCCUUUUUGGACCCAGAAGGGCUUCUCCGAGGCCAUCGACCACCUUUACACAGAAACUUUGCCGAAGCUCAAGGCCCAAUUGGAAAGGAAGAAGAACAUUCCGGAAAUGGAGGAGCGGAGCUGGAAGAGCACCUUCCGCUUCAGCGACAUCUUCCCGGAAGAGGAAGAGGUGGAAGAGGAGGAAGAGGAAGGAAGCAUCUUUGAAGAAGAGGAAGAGCCACCCAGAGAAGCCCAUUCGGAGACCCAGGGCAAGGCUUCGGAUCCGUCGGGCAUUCCAUAAUAUUGGGAAAGAACCCUUGUUUACAUCAGGAAUCACACACACACAUACAUAUAUGAUCAUUUAUAUAUACACAUAUUUCAUCCCAUGAACAAUUCUACAAGCGUUUGAGAAGUAAGGAUGAAUAUAUCAGUAAAGAGAACUAUUACACACACACACAUAUAUGUGUGUGUGUGAAUUAUAUUUGUGU
Messenger RNA from Anolis sagrei ordinatus, 2207 nucleotides. It is a transcript of the gene TTF1, whose product is annotated as transcription termination factor 1. Gene Ontology annotation, cellular component: nucleolus. The record is from RefSeq and is a predicted model, not a curated record. NCBI's taxonomy places the organism in Eukaryota, Metazoa, Chordata, Lepidosauria, Squamata, Anolidae. Gene Ontology annotation, molecular function: chromatin binding. Gene Ontology annotation, biological process: termination of RNA polymerase I transcription.